This is a messenger RNA of Dicrocoelium dendriticum, 2943 nucleotides long. The record is from the annotation of a GenBank genome assembly. NCBI's taxonomy places the organism in Eukaryota, Metazoa, Platyhelminthes, Trematoda, Plagiorchiida, Dicrocoeliidae.
AUGAUCUACUUUUUGUUUUUCGGAUUGUUCGGCCAUUUCGCCGGUUCAGAGAUAUGUGAUCUAACGGAUGAUCUCAGUGGUUGUUACAGAAAGUUUCAGUCUUUUGAGGCAAUCAGCCAGAUUCAUAAAUUCCUUGACGGGGAUAAAAACGGUGAAGUUGAUUCUAGAGAAGCUGCUAGAUUCGUCCGUGAUGAGUUCUGCUCAGCGGGCUGUUCUCGCAACCGUCGGUCCCUUACAACUGAUGAUCCACUAGUCAGUCUGUCGGAUUUAUGGUCAAUGUGGCAAACAAAUCCAGCCUUCACGUGGAACGUUAAGGACACUGUCAAAUGGCUCACUGAGAGUGUGAAUUUACCGCGAUACGAGGACACUUUCGUCCGUCAUUCAGUUGAUGGAAAGUCACUUCCUUUGUUAGCCAUGCAGAAUAUGAGCUACUUGACCGAUGUACUUAUGAUCAACAAUCCAAUUGACAAGAAGAGACUGAUGUUGAAAGCCUUGGACACCGUCCUCUUCGGGCCUCCGCAAAGGUUACCGCUGAUAUCCAAGAACGCUUCUUUGGUCACGGCCUCAUGUGGCAUUUUGAUAUUGCUCCUCUUCGGUAUAUCGCAUUGGUGUUAUCACAAUGUGGUAUCGGUUGAUAAGAAAAUCGACUUCCCUGAUUGUUCUUCCACCACCGAACGGAUAUUAAAGCAGCUGCAAAUUCGCCUGGAAGACCUGGAAAGACUUCGCUACUCGCUAAAUAGGUGCGAAGAAAAGGCCGACCUUGGUUCAACGGCACCAGCGGCCUUAAAUUCUGGACAGAUACCUCAGUCGACUGGUCCUGACCCGUGGGUCUCUUUUUCGGUCGAACAAUUCUCGCCUAACAACGGCCGCAUUAUCGAAGAAUCAUCCGAUUGGGAGCGUGACUCUGCUAAAUCACGAGUCUCGUUAGUUCGGGGUGAUUCGGCUUGGAACGUGACCGAACCUGAUGCUUGUGCUGUGCUAAGGCAACCGUCAGAAGUCAAGCUAUCCCCCAGACCUGAACUCAUGAUUUGGCUUCAGUUCACUUAUGAAUUGGAGAUGCAACAGUAUCGAACGAAGAAGCUAGAUGCUGAACUACAGCUCAAUGCGGCUCGCCAAGCGUGUAAACGAUUGAACCGGAAGCGGUACCACAUUUUGGGCUCGGUCCGACUCCUACAUACAGAUAGCUUGGACGAAUUGGAAUACCGUUUAAUACGAGCAAAACAUGUCUUGGAGCAGUUACAGGAAGAACUUCAAGAGAGAGCUCGUCGCUGGUCUCGAAUCGAAGCGCUUACGGGUUUCCAAAUUACUAGCAAUCCAGGACUUCCUCAGCUACGUGCUCAGCUCGCUGCAGUGCAUCCUAGUACUCCCCUGGUGUUGGACAAUAUAACUUCGUCCAGCCUGACGACUGUGCACGACAUCUCAUCUCCCACCCACUUGGCAUGUGAUAAGGGCAUAGAACAAACACAUAAGCUGUGCCUUCCACAAACCAACGGCAUCGCUUACGCAAAUGCGACCGAUAAUAUUCGAUAAGUCUCAACAGUAUACGUUCACUAUGUGAACUUCACUGAGUAGGUCUGCUUGAUUGUCUUUGGCCAUCCACGCAACAUUUCGCUUACGCUGUCCUCAAUGCGUCAUUUGUCUUUGUGGCGGAUUGGUUGUUUCCGUUUGUGCUGAAUACGCUCCUUUGCCUUCGACAUACCACGUCACACCGUCUUCCAUCCGUUUUGAUGUUUGCAUUGUCGCUUAUUCCUCAGCUUCUUACGGAUCUCGACGUCUGGGAUUGUCUCAAACAAGCAUCACAACUUCAGUUGGAUUGAAGCCGAGUGUGCCACGCAACUACUCAUUUGUUCGCCCUUUCGCAACUAUCUGGCGGCGUAAGGCAGGCUCACGCUCCUCGGGGAUGCCAUCAUCCACCGGUUCUACUCCGUUCAAAUGAUCACAUGGGCUAUCAGGCUUCAGGUCACUUAGUCUUCUCACUGUGUGCUGAACCAUUCCACCCCCUUGUGGUAUUUUGGCUCACUUUGUCCAUUUCCGUUCCUGUGCAAUCGUGACCAUUGAUUGUGAGAUUGCUUCCUUUUAUCGCAUUUCAAAAAGCUUUUUAAAGCUAUUUCUCACGGGUGUUUCCUACCUCUGUGAUAGUCCCUUCAUCCUUUUCCCUAUCCGCUAUAAAUCCCAAUAGCGCAUAACUGUAUAAUCAUCUAUUUUAUUUAAUUUUCUCCCGUUGAUCUUAAUCUGUCUCCCCGUGAAAGGUGCGUUAGGCCAUGUGAUGAACCAGAGAGCUGGUCUCUCUACUUUUAUUUCUGUUGUGAUACUUGUAAUAUUGUUCUCUUUUUCGCAUAAGUUUAACAAUGGUAUUGGCCGCGGUUUAAUGACUAUUUUGAUUGGUUUCCUAUGGAAGCCAUGGAAACUUGUCUCCGUAAUUCUUUUCCAGUGCAUUUAUCAUAUUUCCAUCUUUGCUACCAACGGAAACGUACAUCUUACACCUCGUUUACUGUGACAUUUCCGCUAGGUCACCUAGUGCUUACAUCUGCCCUCAUUUUAGUGUAUCCAGUAGAAUCCGGCACACGUGAAGUCAAUCACGAGUCGACGCCAGACAAACACAUGAUUUGUUCUCGACAUUUGUCCCAUAUCCGUUAACUUCACACUUUGACUGAUGCAGAGUAAUUCUCUUACCCACUAGGCGAAACUGAAUUGUACCUAUUCUCUUUCACCACCAUAUUAACGCUGCAAUUUGUGCAACCACACAUAUCUAUCUUUGGUGGUCUGCAGCAUCGUCUAGGCUAGGAGGCUUUCCCCUCCGCAGUUGCGUGACUUAACACCGUUGUUCUGAAGCGCCUCCAUUAUCUCCAUAAGGCUUUGAUGGAGUAGUGUGUUUAUGCGCAUCCGCAUGAAUGUGAUACGUCACCGUGUAAUGGAUUACGAUGAUCAGUUCGGUCCCCUGUG